AUGACUGAAAACAUAAGCAAAGUUAAUAGUACAAUUGUUGAAUUGUUGGGUAUGUCUGAUUUAUUUAGAAGAAUGCAAAAUUCAUGUUGGGGAAAAUGCAUACCCGAUGUUCAUGAGCCAUUUUUAUCAGUUGGUGAAACAAGCUGUGUUGAUAGGUGUGUUCAUAAAUAUUUGGAGAUACAUACAUUGGUAGGAAAAAAUUUACAAGAAUCACAAAUUAUGAAAUAG
This is a messenger RNA of Plasmodium vinckei vinckei, 228 nucleotides long. RefSeq names its product mitochondrial import inner membrane translocase subunit TIM10, putative. The record is from RefSeq and is a predicted model, not a curated record. The transcript has a single exon. The coding region runs from base 1 to 228 and encodes 75 amino acids. Lineage: Eukaryota; Apicomplexa; Aconoidasida; Haemosporida; Plasmodiidae. Gene Ontology annotation, biological process: protein insertion into mitochondrial inner membrane. Gene Ontology annotation, cellular component: mitochondrial inner membrane.